AUGAGGGAGCUGCCGGCGGGGCCCGGGAUGGAGUGCGACAUCCUGGACGCGCUGGAGGCGCUGGGGUACACAGGACCCCUGCUGGAGGAGGAAGCCCUGAGCAAGGCAGCAGAGAAUGGGUUAUCAUCAGCAGAGUUCCUUGAGCUUUGUGUCUGGCUGGGCUCCCAGAUCAAGGCUCUCUGUGACAUGGAGGAGAGCAUCACUCCAGCAGAUGGUGGCAAGGACAUAGAGAGCUUCCAGCUGGAGGUUAGCAGCUUUCUGAGGGAAAUGGCCUGCCCCUACUCAUCACUGACCUCUGGAGACAUCAAGGACAGAUUGAGAGAGAAGGAAGAUUGCCUCAAGCUCCUCUUGUUUCUGAGCACAGAGCUUCAGGCUUUGAAGAUCCUGCACAGCAAGGCAGUGAAGGGCUCCCCCUUGGAAAAGCACAGUGAGAUCUCCCAGGAGCUGCAAGCCAUCUGUGGUGCCCUGGGCCUGUCAAACCUCUCAGCUUCUGAUGUUCCUCUCUUGUUAACCCAUGUGGAGCAAAAGAUCAAAGACAUCCUCUCCAAAGUCCAGAAGAACCACGUGGGGAAAUCCCUGCUCACAAAACCUCUGAGCUCAGAGCAAGUGGAAAGGCUGGAGAGGAUCAACGAGGCCCUGCGCAGCGAGUACGAGUGCCGGCGGCGCAUGCUGGUCAAGAGGCUGGAUGUGACCGUGCAGUCCUUUGGCUGGUCUGACAGAGCCAAGGUCAGGACAGACGACAUCGCCAGGAUCUACCAGCCCAGGCGCUACGCCCUGUGCCCGAAGUCCUCUGUCAGCCUGGCACACCUGCUGGCUGCCAGGGAGGACCUCUCCAAGAUCAUCAGAACAAGCAGUGGCUCAACAAGGGAGCACACAGCCUGUGCCAUCAACAAGGUGCUGAUGGGCAGAGUGCCUGACCGUGGGGGCAGGCCCACAGAGAUUGAACCCCCCCCUCCUGAAAUGCCUCCCUGGCAGAAGAGACAGGAAGGUGGUGGAAGAGGUGGCUGGGGAGGAGGGGGUGGAGGAAGGGGCAACUGGGGAGGUGGAGGGGGUAGGGGAGGAGGAGGUGGGGGUGGGUUUGGAGGAGGAGGAGGCUUUGGAGGUGGGGGUGGCUUUGGAGGUGGGGGGUUCAGAGGUGGUGGAAGAGGUGGGGGGAACUUCCAAGGGGGCAGGGGGGAUUAUGGUGGCAGGGGGGGAGGGUAUGGUGGCAGAGGAGGCUAUGGUGAUCCCUAUGGUGGAAGGGGAGGAGGAGGCUACAGGAGAUACUAACCCACUGUAAAUAGUAGCAGAGCAAGUGGCAGAAUCUAGUGGUGAUGUCUGCUGGGAUCAGGAGUUCAGGCCUUGCUCACCUGGCUUUAGAGUGAUCCUUGCAUUAGACCAAGUGAUGUUGUCCCUGAACCCUUCAGCCCAACUUUUCUACUCAGCUGUGCUGGCUCAGCCCUUGGCUGGUCUCUCUUCCCCUACUCCUCCUGGGGGGGUUAAUGUGCAGUUUGAUUUCAAAGGGCCCUCAGCAAAGUGAACCAAUAAAAGACCCUUCCUCCACCCAGCCCCAGCUCCCAGCAUCUCAUUGCUCAGGCCUCCCAGUGCCUGCCUGCUGCAGGCCCAUCCCUCUGCCCCUCAGUGCUCCAGGGAGCAGGAAGGAAACCCAGGCAGAACAGGGCCAAGAGCUGCUUGGAGAGCAGUGCUUUGCCAUGCUCUGGGGUGCUGCUCCCAGGCUUCUGCUCUCCCAGUGUCCCUGUGUGGGCAGGUGGUGAUGCUCAGCUCUUUCAGGCUCUGGGCCAAGCCAUUCAGU
Dryobates pubescens (Downy woodpecker) is the source of this 1792-nucleotide messenger RNA. It is a transcript of the gene TSLIG3B, whose product is annotated as family with sequence similarity 98 member B. The record is from RefSeq and is a predicted model, not a curated record. The transcript has 8 exons. NCBI's taxonomy places the organism in Eukaryota, Metazoa, Chordata, Aves, Piciformes, Picidae. Gene Ontology annotation, cellular component: tRNA-splicing ligase complex. Bases 1 to 1269 code for a protein of 422 amino acids.